Molecule: messenger RNA, 956 nt
Organism: Brachypodium distachyon (stiff brome)
Lineage: Eukaryota; Viridiplantae; Streptophyta; Magnoliopsida; Poales; Poaceae
Exons: 1
Coding region: 181-558 (125 amino acids)
Source: RefSeq, a predicted model, not a curated record
GUCCUCCAUCGCGCCACUAUAAAUUUCCCACCAAGCUAGACUCUUCCUCCCAGCAACACACCAACUACAGUAUCUUAUCUCCAACUAGCACUAGCAGAGCAGUCUCCUCGUCUGUCCCUGGCCAAACACAAGCAAUCCCUCCCAGAGAACCAGCUUAAUUACAAGUGACCGAGCAAACUAAUGGCAAUGGCACCAACCGUAUCAGCUGUUUCCUUCUCCGCCCGCCCGUCGGUGUCGCCCGUGACAGUCCGGCCGCCGCGCGCCGUCUGCGUCUCCGCCUCCGCCGGCUCCGGGCGGGCUCGCGCCGGCGCACCCGAGGGGGGCAAGUGGUGGGCGCCGCUGGUCGGGUGGUCCGGACGCGCCGACUACAUCAAGGCCGCGGCGCCGGCGGCGUUGGCGGUGGUAGAGGAGGAGGAGGAGGGCGCCGUGAGGCCGUUCGUGGGCGGGCUUACGGAGGCGAAGGCGCGGCAGCUGCGGGCGCGGAUGGUGGAGACGGAGAGCUUCCACGACGCCAUGUACCACUCCGCCAUCGCCUCCCGCCUCGCCCGCUCCGCCUAGUCGUCCAGAACGAACCAACCAACCAACUCGCCGACAAACACCAGACAAGCUGCUCCUGUAUAUAUGGUUGUUUCUUGUUUAUACUCGUUGUUGAUGUUGUAUAUAGUCGCCAGACUCGAUCGUCAUGGAGCAGAGGUUGGAGGUGAAGAAGAAGACCUAGGAGGGAUCUGGUUUUUACAGUUGCUCCCUCCGGCCUCCCCUUCGUCUCCACCGGCCGCAAUGCUCCCUGAAUCCCUGAUUUGUAAUUACCAUGUACAGAAGUUUCGGCUUGGUUCCCCCCGUUUGCAAGUUGCAAGAUCCGGGACAUAUGUAAUUACGUGCGCUCUGCAGAUCUCUGAUAGUGCGCUGUGUUGCUCUCUUGUGGAUAAAUAAUAAACAUCAUCACCUUUCAGUUCUUC